AAAGCCGGGCGCUGAUUGGUGAGCUCUGGCCGGGAGCGGAAGCCGGUGUUUCGCAGCCCAGAGCAUUUGCAGCUGGUCACUCCAGUCUCCUGGGACUUUGACUCGCCCUACCCGACGCGCUCCUGCUGAGGGUCGCCGGAGAUGUCGCUCGGCCGCCUUCUACCAGGAGCCUGAUCCGUGCCGCCCGCCGCCCGGAUGGGACCACCAGAGUGCUCUAAAGUCUCCAGUGAAUAUUGAAUUGCUGAGGAUUUUGGGAAAAGGCAAAUCAAAGUUCCCAUUCCAUGGAUCCCUUAGGUGCACCUUCCCAGUUUGUGGAUGUGGAUACACUACCAAGCUGGGGUGACUCAUGCCAAGAUGAAUUAAAUUCCUCUGAUACUACAGCUGAAAUAUUUCAGGAAGACACUGAUCGAUCACCUUUUCUUUAUAAUAAGGACGUCAAUGGAAAAGUGGUUCUUUGGAAAGGAGAUGUGGCAUUACUGAACUGUACAGCCAUUGUGAAUACCAGCAAUGAAAGUCUCACAGAUAAGAAUCCUGUGUCAGAAAGUAUCUUCAUGCUUGCAGGGCCUGAUUUGAAGGAAGAUCUCCAGAAACUUAAAGGGUGCCGAACAGGUGAAGCAAAAUUGACAAAAGGAUUCAAUCUAGCUGCCCGGUUCAUCAUUCACACAGUGGGACCUAAAUAUAAGAGCCGCUAUCGCACAGCAGCCGAGAGUUCCCUUUAUAGCUGCUACAGAAACGUACUUCAACUAGCAAAAGAGCAAUCAAUGUCUUCUGUUGGCUUCUGUGUCAUCAAUUCUGCAAAACGUGGUUAUCCUUUAGAGGAUGCAACACACAUAGCACUUCGCACUGUAAGGAGAUUCCUAGAGAUUCAUGGGGAAACCAUUGAAAAAGUAGUAUUUGCUGUCUCUGAUCUUGAAGAGGCUACUUACCAAAAGCUGCUACCUCUGUACUUCCCAAGGUCAUUAAAAGAGGAGAAUCGAUCAUUGCCCUACCUACCUGCAGAUAUUGGAAAUGCAGAAGGGGAGCCUGUGGUACCUGAACGACAGAUUAGAAUAAGUGAGAAACCUGGUGCUCCAGAAGAUAACCAAGAAGAGGAGGAUGAAGGCUUGGGAGUUGAUCUGUCUUUCAUUGGCUCUCAUGCUUUUGCUCGAAUGGAAGGAGAUAUUGACAAGCAAAGAAAACUGAUCCUUCAGGGACAGUUAUCAGAGGCAGCUCUGCAGAAGCAGCAUCAAAGAAAUUAUAAUCGCUGGUUAUGUCAAGCAAGAUCUGAGGAUCUGUCUGAUAUUGCUUCUCUAAAAGCCUUAUACCAAACAGGUGUUGAUAACUGUGGUCGAACAGUGAUGGUGGUAGUUGGAAGAAACAUUCCUGUAACAUUAAUAGAUAUGGACAAGGCUCUCUUAUAUUUCAUUCAUGUAAUGGAUCACAUUGCUGUGAAGGAGUAUGUAUUAGUGUAUUUUCACACCCUGACCAGCGAAUACAAUCACCUGGACUCCGACUUCCUGAAGAAACUCUACGAUGUUGUUGAUGUCAAGUACAAGAGGAAUUUGAAGGCUGUUUAUUUUGUUCAUCCCACAUUUCGUUCAAAGGUGUCAACAUGGUUUUUUACCACCUUUUCUGUCUCAGGACUGAAGGACAAAAUCCACCAUGUGGACAGCCUCCACCAGCUGUUUUCUGCCAUAUCACCAGAACAGAUUGACUUUCCUCCUUUUGUCCUUGAAUAUGAUGCCAGGGAAAACGGGCCUUACUAUACAUCAUAUCCCCCAUCACCAGAUUUGUGACCUGCCAUCUUUCAGUGCUUCUUGGUUCCCAGGAUGCCACUUCCUCCACAAAUAGCUGCCUGUUGAAGUGAUAUUCAUUGUUGCUGUACAGAUCCAGAGAGCCUUUUGUCCCCAUCUCUCUGGUAUUUUUUUAUUGACUGUAUAUUUUCUGGCACAUAAGCAAUCUAAAAAUGGUAGGCCAUUCUGAACUGCACACAUUUUAAAUUUGUAUAUUUAUAUCAAAUGGAAAUGUUCAUUUUUAGAUUGUUAAUAGGAAUUGGGGAGCAACUUUUGAGUAUCUUUAGUUUCCUGAAGGACACCGAAUUCUCCAUUAGAUAAACCACCAAGACUGUUCACAUCAUCUCUCUAACAUUGCACGCUUCCUUUGUGUACUUAAGUGAUUCUCGAAAUAUACAGAACCAAUGUAUGCUAACCAGAUGCAUUGUUUGCUUCAGAUCCAUGGUGUUAAUACCAUGUAUAUUUUAUAAAGAUAAUUUAGCUGUGUUAAAAGAGAAUUAUCUGAGUCCAAGAAUGUGGAAAUGUAUCUGACAAAAAACAUCAAAAUGAUUAGCAAAACGUAGGACUUAGAAUGUUAAUGUACAAGUUAAGACUAAAGUUUAAGGACUAAGAUUCCUUGGAUUAUAUGAUUUGUUAAGAUUGCCACAGUCCUGAUCUCAACAGUGUGGGGGGAAACAAGAAGACUGUAUCUUCAGCCUUUUUCCUAUAAUCGUGGAUGAUUUGGUCUUAUUCAAAAGGACCGCACAUAUUAGUACUCUUAAGAGCAUCUUCCAAGACUCCAGCAGUGAGGAUUUAGAGAGUGUGUUGUCUUCCAGAGUUAUGAAUGAUUUUGUUUAGCUAUCAGGUCUACUACCUCUAAGGACAUUUCAUAGCAGCAUCUCUUGAGUUGCCUGCAUCAGUGUGGAGGAAGUGUGUCACAGUGAACAAAUCCAGGGAGCUGAUAAUUGGCAAAAGACCACUUUUACCACUCAGGCUGUAUUUGUGCCUUAGCUUGCUUAUGAGUAAAAAUUAGAAUUAUGCUGCCUACCUCAGAGAGGUAUCAUGAAGAUAGCAUUUCCAAAGGGCUUUGUUGUGGUGGGGUAUCUUCAGUUAGUUUUUAAAUGGGAAUAAAUAUAUAUGAGGGAAUGCUACACAGCACUCCUCUUGUCCUUGAUACCAUUUGAGUGAUUUUUCUUUUUGUGUGGCAAUACCUGUUAGUGUAAAAUUCCUUCCUCUUUUGUCCAGAAUCUCUUCUGGCCUGCUCAUCCCUGAUGCUAUACUUCAAUGAGAGGCAUCUGUUGGCCAUUUUAAACUUUUCUUCUUGAAUUAAGGUCAAACCAUUAUUACUCCCAUCUGGGUAGCUUCAUACUUUUUUUUUGAUUCCUACAGCCACCUCCCCAUGGCCCCAUCUUCCUCACCCCAUCACGUACAUUGGCAGUUCAGAAAAAAAAAAAAAGCAGAACCUUUCUGUUCUAUCAUGUGCUCCAGAUCAGUGCUUCCAAGGGUCCCAUUCUUUUCUGCCCAAACUAAUUCUUCAUUGGAGAUCAAAGAAACAUAUUCUCUUCAUUUAUGAUAGGGAAAUGCCCCUAUAGUUGCAUUAAAUUCAUCCUGUAUUUUCCCAUAUAAACAAGAAGGGACUUUACAUUUUUUAGAUAAAGGUUCUUUUCUUUUGCAUGUAUUGAACACAUUUUCUUUGUGUCAGACCUCAAAAUUACUUGAUCCUUAUAUAUACAUCUAUGUUAAGAUUUUCUCUUAUGUCCGCUAGGUCAUCACAUCCAGGCAGCCAGUCAGGUGUCAGAUGUUAAGCUUUCUCUCAAAUAGUACUUUUUUUUUUAACCCCUUGGGCCCUGUACCUUAAAAGUCUGAAACUUUAACUUCAUCUUCUACAGUCAGUCGUGAGAUCAUAUUUGAAGUAUCUUCUUCACAAGGAGCAGCUAUGAAAGUCUGCCAACUUUUCUUUGUUAAAGGGGAACUUGGCUACCUCAAGAAUCUGGCCCAAACCAUUUUCUAUAUAGAUAAUAGAGGCCGUAAGCUACUUUGCCAAUUUGAAAGGAAGCAAAUUUAUAUGUACAGUUUAUUACAGGCAAUAAUUUUGAAAGGAUGUUCCUUUGCUAUAUUCAUACCAGUAUAUUAAUGUUUAGUAACACAAGCAGGAUUCUACAUAUGCUGAGAUUUUAGUACAAUUGAUGUCCUAGGGUAUAAAGGUGGUACAGAACUAUAUACAUAUCAACUGUGUUUUAUAAUUCAAUGAUGACUAAAGAAAGAUAAGGACUACUCUUCUCACUGAAACUAAAUUUGAUGUGGGACCAAGUUCAUGCUUUUAUAGAUGUCUAAAGUGUUAUAGGAUGAAGUUGCUUCAAAGUACCAAAUCCUAGAGGAGAAACAUAAUGAUCUUGAUAUUGAAAUGAUUAAGCAACAUUUGGUAUACCAAUCUGCCUUUGUGAAGAGGUUUAGCCUGAAUAAUACAUGCCAUUUUCAAGGACAUAUUAGAGGAUAAAGGGGAUACUGGAUGGAGAUGACCACCAGCAUCUGAUGUUAAUUCAAAGCACCACCAAGUCUUUAAUUUAAUUAAACUUCGGUCAUGCCAAAUGCUAAUUGAAUUGUUGAAGACACAAGUUAUAAAAUAUUAAUUUAUUAAUCAUGAAAGGCAUAAUCAAAAAGGCAUAAUUGAUUUUUAAAACAAGUACACUUCUUGCUUCCACGUGUAUUUGGGUUCUUAAUUCAUCUAUAUCCAAGUUUCUUGAUAGUGAAAAUUACCUCUUAAAAAAAGUUCAGCCUUUAUUAGACUCGUGAGGGCAAAUGGCACAUAUUUUAAAGAUGUUUUCUCCUUUAAUGUAUAUUAUAUUUCAUUGGCGGAUGCUUUAUAUUUCCUUUUUCUUUUUCUUUUUUUUUGGAGACAAUCUUGCUUUGUCACCCAAGCUGGAGUGCAAUGGUGUGAUCUCGGCUCACUGCAGCCUCCGCCUCCCAGGUUUAAGUGGUUCUCCUGCCUCAGCCUCCCUAGUAGCUGGAACUACAGGUGCCUGCCACCAUGCCUGGCUAAUUUUUUGUAUUUUUUUUUUUUCAGUAGAGACAGGGUUUCACCGUGUUGGCCAGACUGGUCUCAAACUCCUGACUUCAAGUGAUCCGCCCGCCUGGGCCUCCCAAACUGUUGGGCUUACCAGUAUGAGCCACCGUGCCCAUCCUGUAUUUCCUUUUUCAAAGGAAUACAUCUGCAGUAUUUUGAGUAAUUAGCAGAGGGUUUUUUGAGUAUUUUUGGUAGGAAAAAUAGAUGUAGUUUUUUAAUCAAAUUUCUGAAAUUGAAAAGAAAAUAUCACUUCUUUUUAAAGAGGGAUAAGUGUAGUCACUCUAGUAGAAAAACAUGGCUUGCCUGUUUCCUCUUCUUUUCUGUUUGCUUGGAUAUUGUUUAAUGAAUACAAACUGUAGGUUUAGUCUUGUCUUUAUAACAGUUAACGGAGAAGUGAUAAAAUUAAGUAUUCAGCAUAAACUAAAGAUCAGUCUUUGUAGUUCCCCGAUACAUUGACUGUAUGUAUGUAUAUAGAGUUUAAAUUGCUUAAUAUAUGCACAGAAAUGAUUAGAAUUUGAAGUACUAUAUAGAGGAGAGUUACAUGGUUCUAGUGGCAGUGGAUUGAUUGUAUUAAGGACCAAAAGAACUACAGGAUAAUAUAAAAACACCUUGAAAACUGGAGUGAGUUAGGUUUCUUUUUCUUUUUUUUUUUUUAACAGCCUUACUGUAGGUUUUUUUUUUUUUUUUUUUUUUUUUUUGGUCACCCAGGCUGGAGUGCAAUGGCGCGAUCUCAGCUCAUUGUAAUCUCUGUCUCCUGGAUUCAAGAGAUUCUCCUGUCUCAGCCUCCCCAGUAAGUGAGAUUACAGGCAUGCACCACCAUGCCCGGCUAAUUUUUGUAUUUUUAGUAGAGACGGGGUUUCGCCAUGUUGGCCAGGCUGCUCUCAAAUUCCUGAACUCAAGUGAUCUGCCCACCUCGGCCUCCCAAAGUGCCAGAUUACAGGCAUAAGCCACCGUGCCUGGCCAGGUUUCUGAUUAUAGUUUUCUUAAGUUGUAAUCAUCAUAAUUAACGUGCGCUAGAGUGUUUUAACUGUGCUGGCACUAAUGCUUCUUGGCAUAUGAUUAACUCUUGUUUUGCAAUUGCCUGAGACCAUGAAGAAUGAAGGAGGGCUUUACCUUACCUUAGUCAUUUUGUGUGAAUACCGUAAACUGGGUGGCAUAACAAAACACAUUUAUUUCUCACAGUUGGAGGCUGAGAAACCCCAAGAUCAGAGUGCCAUCCAGCGCGAUUCCUGAUGAGGGCCCUCUUCUGGCUUCUUGCUGUAUUCUCACUUGGCAGAGAGAGAGAGAGAGACAUCGUUACUUUCCUGUCUCUUCUUAUAAGGGCACUAAUCUCAUUCGUGAGGGCUCCACCCUCAUGACAUAAUUACCACCCAGAGGCCCCACCUCCAAAUGCCAUCACUUUGUAUGUUAGGGCUUCAACAUAUGAAUUUGCAGGUGAGGAGGAGAACAUAAGCAUUCAGUUCAUAACAUACCUAUAAUCUAGGUCAUAUAAACCCAGAGAUGAUAAGGAUCGCCUGGUAGGCCUAGCCAUAUAUACAUAUACAUGCAUGCACACACACAUAUAUGCAUAAUCUGCCUUGUUUUACAUUGAGUCUGACUUCUGUGGUCCAUAUGUAAAGAACAUAGAGCAAUAAAUAACCUAGUUCAAGCUUUGAGUCUUACUGAACUAGUCCUUAAACAGAUGGUAUCAAGAUCAUUUUAGAUAUUAAUGACUGUCUUGUAUAUUAGUUAUUAUUUUUUACACUUUUAAGAACAGCAUCUUUGAAUCUUUUCAAGUACAGUAUGCCUUAAAUAUAUAGGACCACUGAGUUCAGGAAGAAAAGCAUAGGUAUUCUUUAGGUGAAUUACACUAACAAAAUCACAACUGCAGAAUGUGAUCUGAUACUUUUGUUGGACAGUAAAGCCAAUACAUUUUAUAUACACAGUCACACCUUUUUUUUUGUAAAUGUGUUUCGUUAACGUAAGCACACGGUCAUCACAGACUGAGACAGGACUUUGUUAGACCAGAUCUUGUGAGCUAAAUAUUUAAGAGCUUAACAUAUAUAAAUGAUUUUAAUUGGUAUUGGGCGAAGGAAACCUAAAAAUGCUUAAAUUGACAGAUCUUACAAUUUGUUUACUGAAAAUUCAGAAAGUUUUUAUGAAAACUUUGUAUUUUAAAAUUUUUUUGCUCAUUCUGAAUUAGAAGUUAGAUCCCUUUUAAAGAGGGUCUCACUCUAUACAAAUACAGCCUAUGAAGAACCAAUAGUGAAAUAAUAGUGUUUACAUUGAACCCCAGGAUGGGACAUUAUUUUUUGACCAUUUACAUCAGGUCUUUCUCUAAUUACCAAAGUUAACCUGAAGAGUAGUUAAAAACUCAGUGAAUUUUAGUCAGCGUUCUCUGUGGAGACCUGGACUAGUGCUUCCCAAACUUUCAUGUGCACGUAUCAAAUCAGCUGAGGAUAUUAUUAAAUGGAGAUUCCAAUUCAGUAGUUCUGGGGUGGCCUCUGGGAUUAUCAGUUUCUAACAAGGUCUUAGGUGUUAUCAAUUCUCCUGCUCCCCAGACCAUAGUUAGAGUAAAAGAGUAUAGACUGCAUUUAGCUUCCAGAUUUUCUCUUUCAAGGAAACGAGACAGAACUGUCAUUGUAAUUCUUCCUGUGGUCCAGGCACACGUUCAUCAUCUCUUCUAAUGCUCUUACAAAUCCUGUGAGGUUGGUGAUAAUAGAAGUUACCUACUGAAGACAACAUUGACAAGCAGGACCGACCGUGUAGACCAGUUUUCUCAAACUUGAAUAAUGUACUUCACUUUUUAAUAAGGAAAAAAAUCUCUUAGCUCCUCAGUUUUUGCUUAAUUUAUAUUUAUUAUAAUGUUAUCUAAAUACAUAUAAACAUAAAACUAGGUAUAAAUGCUUUAUGUUUAUAUGUCUUGCACAAGUAUAAAACCAAAACAAGUUUAUGGGUUAACACAAGCAAAACUAUAAAACUAAUAAAAUUUAAAAUAGUAUCAAAUAGUGAUGUUUUGACAAAAUGAAAUCGUCACUUGUAAUGUGAUUAUGGUACUGAGUGCUACAGUACAGGCUCUUUUCAGCUCAGCAGGCAUGUACUGCCAUGUGCUAUGUGAUGACCCAAUUCACCCUGUUUUUUUCUAUUCAGACUAUUACUUUUAUUUGUUCAGCACAUAGUGAUGUUAUUUGGUCCUCAUCUAGCCUGAAUCCAUCAUUCGCCUAUUAAAACAGCCUCUGUUCUCCAUAAGCCUUCCACCACUAAUGUAGAACUGGGCCUUAACAGGGAAGUCAAUACAAAUACAAACCUAAGCACUGAGAUGGUUCUGCCAAUAUUUGGUUUUAAUACAAUUAUCCAAAUAAUUCAGAGCAUGAAUAUUAUUUUAAAAUGUUUCAUCAACAUGAAUAAUGCAUAAUUCUCAUAGUAAGUUCAUGGGCACUUUCCUACACCCAACACAUAUAUACUCCACAAGGAUUUCUCAUGGACCCCAGUUUAAGAAGCAACAAUUUAGUGGUCAGUAGCAUUGGCGCUUUGGCUUCUGACACACUCAGGCCUUGGGCCUGUUUCUCAACUUUUUCUGAACCUCAGUGUUUUCAUGUAUUCAACAGGGAUAAUAUUAAUUGAAUAAUUAGGAGGAACAAAUGCAAUAAUGUACAUAAAGCAUGCAUGGUAGUGUUUAUAAAUAGCAGCCACCACUGCUUUGAUUAGAAAUAAUAACAGCUAACAUUUGAGGAUUUACUGUGUGCCUUGAACACUGCUAAGCUCUUUAUAUAUAUUACAUAUUGAGUGGUAGAAUCAGGAUUCAAAUCCAGAUCUGACUCCAAAGCGCAUGCUUUUAUAAAACAUAAUUUAAAUAUAGAAUAUCAAUGUAAAUUGCUUAUUUAGAAAGUUUCUUUUCUUAUAUUUUCUCAAAAAUAUUUAUUAUCAAAUUAGUGAUUUUGUAGAGGGGUAAAUAGCUAAAUUUCCUUUUAAAAAUUGUAUGAUGUGCUGAUUUCAAAUUGAUGUGAAAUACAGAUUUCAUUUAAAGGCAGUCAUGCCAGAUUGUGUAACAGUAAAGGAAUAUUCAGACCACUGGGCUCAACUUAGCAUUAUUAUUCUCUUGCAUAUUUGUGAUCAGUGACUUAUAACAUGAGAUUCUCCCUGAAUUGCAAUAUAGCUUUUUUUGCAGAAAAAGCAUUCCCCCCCAUCAGUAUUAUUCCAUGUCAGUUUUGUGAAAUAGUGUGCAAACAGCCUAAUGUUCAUAUGUAAAGCAUCUUUCAAAACUUUAGUUUCUAGUCAGUCUUCUAUCUUUUCUUAGUUUUCUAAGGUAAACUCUGCAAUUCUGUAAAAAUGAAGAAACAUACUGUACGCUGGAUUUUUGUUUGUUUUGCUUCGUCUCUGUUUGGGUGGGUAAUGGGAGGAAAUACUAGUAGAGAGUUGCAAAAGAAACUACUCCAGUAAUUAUUUAUUAAUGAAGAUGGUAGUUAUGAAAUUUAAAAAUUUUCUCUACUUACUAAAACAUAAAUUUGCACAAAUUAUUAAAGUAGUGGAGACAUGAAAUAUGAGGCUGUUACUGAAUUUUGUUAAUUAAGAUUAUUUUUUAAAUAUGUCCCUUUAUCCCAUCCUAGAUAACAACACAAUAAUAAUAAUCUAUGUUGUGGAAAUUAUUGAUUCUUUUGCAUUGCAGCCUCUUUUCUACAUUUCCAGAGUCUUCAAGUUUAGUGAAUGAAUUUCUCUCCAUAUGUGUGGGUUAUCAAGAUAGAGCAUAUGUUUUCUGUAAUACUUCAUCACUACCUCAACAUAUCAUACCAUAAGAAAAUUGCUUGGCUGGGCACAGUGACUCAUGCCUGUAAUCUCAGCAUUUUGGGAGGCCGAGGCGGGUGGAUUACCUGAGGUCAGGAGUUUGAGACCAGCCUGGCCAACAUGGUGAAACCCCAUCUCCACAAAAAUUAGCCGGGCAUGGUAGUGCACGCCUGUGGUCCCAGCUACUCCGGAGGCUGAGGCAGGAAAAUUGCUUGAACCUGGGAGGCGGAGGUUGCAGUAGCCAAGAUCGUGCCACUGCCCUCCAGCCUGGGUGACAGAGCGAGACUCUGUCUCCAAACAAAAAAAGAAAAAGAAAAGUGCUCUGGCAUAACAUUUAUAGAUACAGCCCAGUCUUCCUAAUUUUCUUCAUUUCAACAAUGUUAUUUGACUUGAGUUAUAAGCCUAUUUCAGUUAAAGUUAUGGUCCUCUUUCUUUUAUUGAAUACAAAUAAGACAUCUUUAUAUAACUUUUCCUUUACUACUUGAAUGGGAUGGCCUCUAGUCUUUUGCUUCUUUAAAAUCCAAACUUACUGUUUAUUAGUAGGUUUAUAAAGCAUUUGACUAUUUAUGUUUUCUAGUUUAGAUGUGUCUGGUAUUUACAUUUUGAAAUACUUAAUAUAAAUGAUAAAAUAUAUUUUUUGAAAUAGGGGGUUAUGUUAUCAAUUUUAUUUCUAAAAGUAAAUUAGGUGUUAACAUUUAUUAUGAAAGGGGAUACUGGUUCUCAGACAGUUCAGAAUCACUGAAACCCCUUAUUUUACAAAUGAAGAAAUGGAGGCUCAGGCAGGUUAAAGCAGAUUGGACUAAUGCCAAAUCAUGUAGAUUCUAGGUACUGUCAGGGUGACAUUGCCACUGAUAGCUUGAGCUGUUUGGUUGAUAACUACAUUUGCACAGCUGUCAGACUUUAACAUUCCCUCUUAUGUCCUCUAAAGAAGGGGGAUUUUUAAAAAUUCAUUAUUUAUUUUUUGUUUACAUGACACUUGCUUAGCCAAGUUCCAGGGGAGGAACAGAGUUCAGGAACUAGCAGCAGAGGUUAGCAAUCAUCAUUCUGGGAUUGUGAAAAUAUUUUGAGGUGGGUUUAAUGUUAAAUUUAAACAUUUGGGAUUUUUUUUUUACACAAAUGCUCAUUUACUGUCUCAUCCCUUAAAUAGAAAUUCCUCCUUUCAGCAAAGUUAAACAGGAAAGCAACAUUUAGAACCAAUUAACACUAAGAAAAUGUUUAUCUGAAUGUGAUGAACUUACACCACCUAGAAAACUGCACAGACUUGGGCAGUGAUACCCUAUCAAGUGCCAAAAUUGUGCCAAGAUAAGCUUCAUAAUAAAAUUAUGGAGGCUCUCACAAGAGAAAAUGAAUUCUUACCUAUGAGCUCAUUUUUUCUGACAUUAAUUUGAUAGCAUGGAAAUUCUAGCUUGUUCCUGCCUGAAAUGGGCAAGAUCACAAUACAGAGAAAAUCUAUACUUCUUCCACUCAUUCAGCAAAUCAUUACUAAGGAUCUAUGUGUUGAAGUAAUGCUAGCUGCUAUAACAAACAAUCUGAAAAUGCAUAAUGGCUUAACCACAAUAGAAAUGUAUUUUUCACAUAAAGCUUGAACAGCUGUUCCUGAUGAGCAAGCAGCUCUUCUCCAAGUCCUGAUUCAGAGACCUAAGUAUCUUCAAUAUUGGGGGCCCGCCAGCUUCAACAUGUGGCUCCCAAAGGAUUCGUGCUUUUCUGCUUCAAGCUGGCAGAUGGGAAAACAGCAUGGAGGACCUGCCCACAAAGUUUUUAUAUGUCAGAACUGGAGGUGGCACAUACCACUUCUGUUCAAAUGCCAUUAUGUAGAACUCAGUCACUUGGCUACACUUAAGUGCAAGUUUAGGAGGCUAGGAAAUGUAGUCUGUGGGCCCAGGAUGAAGAGAGUAAGAGUUUGGUGCUCGCUUUCUGCAAUAAACUUUUGGGCUGUCUUCUAGGUGCUGGAAACAUAAAAUUAUAAGAGAUAUUCCAGCUAAGUGGAAAUAAAUUGCAACAUAGUGAAAGAAAUGCCUCACUACAGAUAUAUCAAAUGUCAUUUCACAGAGUAAGUCAAAUGACACAUGAUCACAGUUUUGUCUCGAACAAAAUCCCAUGGCAUAACUUGGGACACUGAACUGAAGCUCUUAGUUUCUUGAAUCCCUAUCACCAUAUGUGCACAUACAGGCUAAUAGCUUAUAAGUAUUCUGUGUUCCAUUUCAGAUAACCACAGUAAAGUGAAUACUGCAAUAAAGCAAGUCACCAGAAUUUUCUAAUUUCCCAGUGCAUAUAAAAGUUAUGUUUACACUAUACUGUAGCUUAUUAAGUGUGCAAUAGUAUUAUGUUUUUUAAAAGUCAAUGUACAUACCUUAAUUUAAAAAUUCUAUAUUGUGAAAAGAUGCUAACGAUCAUCUGAGCCUUCAGCGAGUUGUAAUCUUUUUGCUGGUGGAGGGUCCUGCCUUGAUGUUGAUGGCUGCUGACUGCUCAAGGUGGUGGCUACUAAAGGUUGGAGUGACUGUGGCAAUUUCUUAAAAUAAAACAGCAAUGCAGUUUUCCACAUCCAUUGACUGUUCCUUUCACAAACGAUUUAUCUGUAGCAUGCAAUGCUGUCCUAUAGCGUUUUACUCAGAGUAGAACUUCUUUCAAAAUUGGAAUCAGUCCUCUCAAACCCUGCCAGUGCUUUACCAACUAAGGUUGUGAAAUCUAAAUCCUUGUCAUUCCAGCAAUGUUCACAGCAUCAUCAAUAUAUUCCAUCUCAAGAAACUACUUUGUUUGCUCAUCCAUAAGAAGCAGCCCCUUAUGCAUUAAAGUUUUCUCUUGAGAUUGCAGCAAUUCAGUCACAUCUUCAGGCUUCACUUCUAAUUCAAGUUCUCUUGCUAUUUCAACUACAUCUGCAGUUACUUUUUCCAUGGAAGUCUUGAACUCCUCAAAGUCAUCCAUAAGGGUUGGAAUCUACUCCCAAACUCUUAUUAAUAUUGAUAUGUUGACCUCCUCCCAUGAAUCACAAAUGUUCUCAAUGACAUGAAGAAUGGUGAGUCUUUCACUGAAAGCUUUCAAUUGACUUUGUCCAGAUCCAUCAGAGGAAUUACUAUCUGUUGCAGCUAUUGCCUUACAGAAAAUGUAUUUGGUAAGUAAUAAGACUUGAAAGUUGAAUUCACUCCUUGAUUCAUGGGCUGCCGAAUGGAUGUUGUAUAACAGGCAUGAAAAUUUCAUCUUGUAAAUCUCCAUUAGAGACUUUGGGUGACCAGGUGCAUUACCAAUGAGCAGUAAUAUUUUUAAAGAACUCUUCUUUUCUAAGAGGUAAAUCUCAACAAUGGCUUAAAAUAGUCAGUAAACCAGCCGGUCGCGGUGGCUCACACCUGUAAUCUCAGCACUUUUGGAGGCUGGGGCAGGUGGAUCAUGAGGUCUGGAGUUCAAGACCAGCCUAGCCAACAUGGUGAAACCCUGUUUCUACUAAAAAUACAAAAAUUAUCCAGGCGUGGUGUCACACGCCUGUAGUCCCAGCUACUCUGGAGGCUGAGGCAGGAGAAUUGCUUGAACCUGGGAGGCAGAGGUUGCAGUGAGCCGAGAUUGCACCACUGUACUUCAGCCUGGGCAACAAAGUGAGACUCUGUCUCAAAAAAUAAUAAUAAUAUUCAGUAAACCAUGCUGUAAACAGGCUGUCUUCUGGGCUUUGUUGUUCCAUUUAUAGAGCACAGGUAGAGUAGAUUUAGCCUAAUUCUUAAGGGCCAUAGAAUUUCUGGAAUGGCAAAUGAGCAUUGGCUUCAACUUAGUCACCAGCUGCAUUAGCCCCUAAUAAGAGAGUCAGACUUUCCUUUGAAGCUUUGAAGCCAGGUAUUAACUUAUCUCUAGCUAUGAAAGUCCUAGAGGCAUCUUCUUCCAAUAGAAGUCUAUAUUCUCUACUUUGAAAAUCUGUUGUUUAGUGUAGCUACCUUCAUCAGUUAGCUAGAUCUUCUGGAUGACUUGCUGCAGCUUCUACAUCAAUACUUGCUGCUUCACCUUGCACUUUUAUGUUAUGGAGGUGGCUUCUUUCCUUAAACCUCAUGAACCAACCUCUGCAAGUGUCAGACUUUUCUUCUGCAGCUUUCUCACUUCUCUCAGCCUUCAUAGAAUUGAAGAGAGUUAGGGUCUUGCUGUAGAUUAAGCUUUGGCUUAAGGGAAUGUUAUAGCUGGUUUAAUCUUAUAUUCAGACCACUAAGACUUUGUCCCUGUUUACUGAUAGGGACACAUUUCAUCACAUUUUGUUCUCACUGGAGUGCACUUUUAAUUUCCUUCGAUAACUUUUUUUUUGCAUUCACAACUUAGCUGUUUGGAGCAAGAAAUCUAGCUUUCAGCCUGUCUAGGCUUUUGACAUGCCUUUCUCCCUAAGCUUAAUCAUUUCUAGCUUUUGAUUUAAAGUGACAAAUAUGUGACUCUUCCUUUCAGAUGAAUACUUAGAGGGCAUUUUAAGGUUAUUAAUUGGCCUAAUUUCAGUAUUGCUGUGUCUCAGGGAAUAGGGAAGCCCAAAGAGGGCGAGACACAGUGGAACAGCCGGUCAGUGGAGCAGUCAGAACACACAACAUUCAUUGAUUAGGUUUUCCAUCUUAUAUGGGUGCAGUUUGUGUCCCCAAAAUGAUUGCAAUAGCAACAUCAAAGAUCACCAUAUUAGUAUAAUGAUGAAAAAAAUUGAAAGUCUUGCAAUAUUGACACAUCAGUAUUGCAAUGUCUUGCAAAAUGUGACACACAGACAUGAAUUGAGCGUGUGCUGUUGGAAAAAUGGCACUGAGACAUGCUUGGUGCAGGGUUGCCACAAACCUUCAAUUAAAAAAAAACACUAUUUUUUCCAAGCACGAUAAAGCAAAGCACAAUAAGAUUAUGUAUGCCAAUAUUCUAAAACAAACAGGAUGGAGGAGCAUCUAGACAUUCUUUACUGAAUCUUGUAAUAAUCUUACUACUCAAAGGAAGGUCUGUGGAUCAGGAACAUUGACAUGUUAGGAAUAUAGACUCAGCCCCCACCCCAGCACUAGGGAAUCCGAUUCCAUUUUAUCAAGAUGCCCCAGGCAAUUUACAUCCACAUCAAGGUUUAAGAGUCCUUGUAAUCCUGGCUCUGGCAUUUACUAGCAGUGUGAUGUUAGAUUGCAUAAUCUCCGUCUCCACUUUGUCAGCUGUAAAAUAGAGGGUGGAGUGCAGGAAGACAGGGUGCAUGUAAUUGGAUAUUGGGAUAUCUCUAGAGAUAAGUUACACAAAUGUUAAAUAACACCUCUUGCUUAGUAAGCAUUGGUUAUUUUCACGUGCUAAGUACUUUCAAAAACAACUGUAAGGGGAUACAGCUUUCAAAUUCUCUUAAGUAUUUGAACUCAUCCUCUUUAAACCCUUACCCUUAUUUAUGUCACAUUAAGGGUUUUUAGCCUAUUGAAAUGUUGGGGAGGGUUUUUAUUCAUAUGGUUUAGUCUUUGUUCCUUAGAGAUGAGUAAGCACAGGAAAAAUAAGCAUUUCCAAAGUCAGCAAAUAGUGUUUGUCCUAAUAAGCCCUAAUAUAGACAAAUGGCCAUAACUUCAAUCAAUGAAUUAUCAAGUUAUAAACUUAAAAAUGUACACAGAAACAAUCUACUAAUUUGUCGAACCUUGAAGGACACUGACUGCUUAAUGGACUUUAGUCAUAAUAUGUUGUAACCCUAGAUUAACUGAAAUGGGUGAAAUGGAUAUGUAUAUAUAGAAUAAGUUUGUGCAAAGAGAAGAUAACCUGGUUUUCAACUUCUUUGAAAACAUGUUUUAGUAUAAUCUUUGUGCAUCAUUUAGUAAGUAUAAUAUAUUCUGUUAAGUUUCAUGUUUGUCUUAUGUAAUGAUUUGGAAAGCACAUCCAGGUCUUUCAGUGUCUCGGGCUCAUCCUUCUCAUACUGUUUCACUUCAUCCUGUGUGGUCAGUGUAGAAGGUUAUCAGAGCAGAAUCUGUACUGCCUUAAGAACACAGUCUGAGACUUUCAGAGCAUCUUUAAAGUAAGUUCCUAGUAUCAGUUUACUUGGCUUUUGCCUCUUUUUCUAAAAGUAAAUUAUAAUGUUAAAAUUCCAGUUUAAUUAAGGUAUAUUUACUGAUGUUAUGGGAUGGCUUACUUCAGGCUCAUGAAAUUCUGUAAAGCUGGAAAAGAAAUUGAAAGGCCUCAAUUCUUACAGCUUUUACUCAAGGAAAUGAGCAAAUCUAGCACCAUUUACAUUUGAGUUCAAAUAGGAAUAAGGUACUAACUUUAACCUCAAUUGUUGAAUUAUACCAUUGAUUUGUUGGAAUCAUGGAUCGGUGGGAACUUUUCAAAUUAAGAGGGAAUUAUUUUCUGUUCCCAUCUAUGUCAAAACUUGUAUAUAUUUGUAUGCAUUCAGACCCUGCUUCUCAAUUCAUAGAGAAAUGAACUUAAAGUUUGGAAAGGAAGCAUGAGCAUGCUUCUCAGUUGUUUUCUUUGUAAAGCACUUAGUACAAGACCAGAACUAAGAGGUGCUCAAUGCUUUCUUAUUAAAUGUAUCUUAUUGGUAUGGAAAAAGGUGUCCUAGCAAACCUAUUUAAAAAAAAAAAAACAAACUAUUUAUUUAUUUAUUUAUUUUGUAGAGUCUGGGUCUUGCUCUGUUGCCUGGGCUAGUCUCGAGCUCCUGGCCUCAAGCGAUCCUUCUGCCUAAGGUUCCCAAAAUGCUGGGAUUACAGCAUAAGCCACCACACCUGGGCAGCAAACCUAAUUUUGAGCCUAACAUAACACCUGUGAGAGUUAAGCAGGAAAGAAUUAAGAAUCCACCCCACCUUUUUUUUUUUUUUUUUUUUUGAGGCAGGGUCUCACUUUGUUACCCAGGCCGGAGUGCAGUGGCGUGAUCAUGGCUCACUGCAGCUUCGACCUCCUGGGCUGAAGCGAUCCUCCCACCCCAGCCUCCUGAGUAGCUGGGACUACAGGCAUGCAUCACCACACCUGGCUAACUUUUUUAUUUUGUAGAGACAGAGUCUUGCUAUGUUGCCCAGGCUGGCCUCAAACUCCUGGGCUCAAGUGAUCCUCCUGCCUCCACCUAACUCCCCAAGUGUUGGGAUUCUAGGCAUGAGCCAUUGCAUCUGGCUGUACCUGGGCUUUUUUGUUUAUUUGUUUUGUUCUUAUGUUUAUAAUCAUUUAUUUUAUUAUGACAUGUACCAAAAUCAAACUGUAAUAUCAUAAUCCUGUACAAUAUUCUCUUUUGAUGUAAAGACUCAUAUGACAUAUGCCUAUUUCUAUUCUAAUCUUAUAGCGUAUAUCCUUUUUUGGUAUAUUUACUUUUGUUUUCUUUCUUCUUUUUUAGCAGCUUUAUUGAGAUAUAAUUUACAUAUUAUAAAUAUCAUCCAUUUAAAGUGUACAGUCCAAUCAUUUGUAGUACACUCCAAGAGUUGUAUAACCAUCACCACAAUCUACUCUUAGAACAGUUUCAACAUCCUAAAAAACUCCAUACCCAUUUGCAGUCAUUCCUUAUUCCCCCUGUCCUCCCUGCUUGCUCCCAUGUCUGGGUUUUACUGCAGUGUGUGCUCCCUCUUAGACACUUCUUCAUACUCAUAAGUAUUUGUUGAAUGAAUUAACAAAUUAACACAUGGGGGUACCUGUGAUAUUUUGAUACAUGUAGGGCAUUGUAUCCACACAGAACACUAGCUAUGUGUGGUAGCUAAGGUUAGUUGAAAGGGCAGUGGAAUAGGUGUCAGAAGACUUGAUUCAAUCCUAACUCUGAUUCUUACCAGUAGUGUUGGGCCAGGUUCAGCAUCACUUGCCCCUUCCAAGUCUGUUUUCACAUCUAUAAAAUGGAGAUAUCAACAUCUGCCUCACAGGGUAGUUGUGAGAAUCAGUUGAGAAGAUCUGAUCACAGUACUUGGCAACAGUGCCUGGCCCACACUAGGAAGGUAAUUAUUGUUUGUUCAGCAAUGGAAGAUAAACUCCUAGGUUCGUGACCGGGGGAAAUAUCUGCUACCAGAUUAGAGACUAAGGAAAUCUUAUAGCAGGUAUUUUUCCUGGUAGGGGUUCAAAGUAAUGUCAUAGUACGUUUCAGUGCCUCAGUCUCUCUAGUUUCCUUUUUCAAAGAAAAUUCUAGAGUAAAAAUUACAACUACUGUGCUUACCUUUCCUCACAACUGCUGCCUCUACUAUUUCUACAUAAUAGCUGUUUCUUCUCCACAUGCUAAUGUUGAUUCUUCCCGUAGAGCACACAGUUUCUUAUAGGCAAACACCAUCCAUCAACUAUGAAGAACUGACCUAGGAUGGAUUACCAGCUCCUCUUCCCAACCUCAGCAGUAUUUGUCACUCCUUUCCUUUACUGUGGGUGCAGAAACCAUCUCCAGGAGGAGAAGCUGUCUAACAAGCACUGACAGCCUGGGAAUGAUUGCUAGGUCUUCUUUCAGGGGCUAAGGAACAUAUUUAAUUGCCUUUGCAAUUCUUAUAGCUGCCACCUCCCUCUGCCCCCAGAGUUGGCUUAGCAGAUUUGCUAUGCAUGUGCAUCUUAAGAAAAUAUCUCCUAUGCAAUAGUAAUGAAAUAGUGGUAGCUAUCAUUUUUAGUAUGCCAGGCAUUGUAAAAUAUUUAUUUUUUUGCAUUGUGAUACAUAUAUAAUAUAGUAUCCAGGCAUUGUCAUAUACAUAUAUGUGUGUGUGUGUGUGUAUAUAUAUAUAUAUAUAUAUAUAUACACACACACAGAUACUAGUUUAUUGAGGCUUCUAUGUGACCUAAUAUAUGGCCAUUUUUGAUUGAUACAUAAUAGUUGCACAUAUUUUGGGGGUACAUGUGAUAUAUUGAUACAGGUAGGGCAUUAUAAAUAUAUUAAGUCUUUACAAUAACCUGGCAAUUAUAUUGAAUAUUGUCAAUGAAAAAAAAAACCUCUCAAGUUAGGUAUUUUUCUCAUUUUACAGAAGGAAAAAAGUAUCUUAGAGAAGGAAAAAAGUAUCUUAGAGAAGUAAUGAAACUAGCUAUAAGGUAACAUCAGGGAAUAGAUUUUGGAAAGGCAGAGAUUAUGUAAGCCUACCUAUACAAAGCUUCUUACUGUUGGGCUAUCCAUUAAGUGAUAUUGGUCUGGUAGAUAGAAGUAUAGGCUUCAAUUAAAAUUGUAGCCCAGCUUUUUACUAGCUUUGUGGCCUCUGAUAUAUUUCCCAACCUUGUUGAAUUUCACUUCUCUCAGAUGUAAAAAGUACUUGCUUCUUAGAGUUGUUGUGAAGCUCAAAUGACUUAAUACUUCUAAAAUGCUCAUAAAUAUUUAUUGUUUCAUUUAAAUAUUGCAAUUGCUGUCAUCAAAAUGUUUCACUCUGCACACUUAUCAGAUACACUUGAUUUUUUAAUUUUAAGGUAUAUUCAUUACUCAUUUAGAAGGUGUAUAUUUGGUAUGUCUAUCCUACAAGAGAAAAUUACAUUUUAAAUCAGGGUUGGCAUACUUUUUUUAGUAAAGGGCCAGAUAGUAAAUAUUUUAGGCUUUGCAGGCCAUAUGGUCUCUUGUCACAACUACUCAAAUAUGCUGUUGUAGCAUGAAAACCAUUACAGAACAGUACAUUAACAAAUGGGUGUGCAAUGUUCCAGUAAGACUUUAUUUAUGGAGACUGGAACUUACAUUUCUAAUAAUUUUCAAGUUUAAACAAGAUACUAUUUUUCUUUGUGUUCAACCACUUAAGAAUGUAGAAACCACACUUAAGGGCCAUAUAAAAACAAGCAGUGUGUCAUAGUUUGCCAAUCCCUGUUUUAAAUAAUUCAAUGGUUCUUUAAAGCUGAUGAAUCCAGCAGAGCCCUAAUUAUGGAAAAGCAUUGUGGAAGAGAGAAAUCAAGAGCCAGCCAAUCUAUCAGCUAGUUAGCCCAGAGCACAGCUAUAUUAAUCACUCCCUUGCCUAACACAAUUCAUGCAACUCCUUUGAGCUUAACCUUUUCAUCUAUAAAAAUGGAGUAAUGAUGUAUCUCCAACCCAUACCUACUUUAUCCUGGUGAAGGGAGUUUAAUAAUAAUUAAAUAAUAAUUAAAUUACUGAAUUUUUAUCCCUGUGCUAGAUAUUUGAGUCAUUUAAGUUCUAAUCUUUUUAUUCCUACUUUAUAGUGGAAGAAAUAGAAGUUAAGGGAGCCAAAAAAAAAAAAAAAAAAACCUGUUCCGGGUUGUCACACCAGUGUCUAAGCCCAAGUGCGUUUGACUCAAACUCUCAUAAACUCUUCCAACCUCCUUAGUAGAAUGGAAAUUCCAUGAGAGUGGUGACCACACUGGACUUGCUCUGCACUACCCCAGUGCUCAGACUAGUACCUGGCAUAUAGCAGGCACUGAAUAAAUACUUGUUGAAUAAAUGAAUGAAUUCAUGCCAGUGGUUCUUAAUCUUAGGUUAGGGAUGGCUUUGAAAAAAUCUUAAAGUUAUGGAUCAUCCUUCCAGAUAAAUCAUAUCUCAAACUGAGAAACCUUGCAGUUAGGAUUUGGCAGACUAUUGAAAGAAGAUGCUAUUCACCACACUCUGAAUAACAUUGAUUAGAAUUAUUUUCAUAGGCAUGGAAACAGGAUUUUUAGAUGUCUUGUUUCUUUCUUUUUCCUGUGUUCAUGUUGAGGGCAUUACAUAGGCCUAAAAUGUUUUUUUUUUUCUGUCUCUACAGUUUGCUCAUAGCUCUUGGGCAUACUUUUUAAAUCUCUUGAGUCUCUUAAAUGGCACCUUCUCCAAAACUAAUACUUAAAAAUGACUUUUGUUGGAUCCAAACUACUUCAAAAUGAAAAGUGAGAAGCCUAUUAAGCCUAAUAUGCAAUUUUUUGUCUUCAGAAAUAGAGCUGUUAGGGAAAUACCCACCCUUCAUUGCCUAAAGGCCAACCAAGUCUGAAGCUAGUACAUUGCUCAGAACAGACCUGCCGCUUCUGCUUCUUGUCAUGACUUAUAGCUUUAUUUUCUACUCAGUGAGAGGAAGUUAUCAGUAUUCAGAUGUUACUAAGUUCAGGUGUUACUGGUUUAUAUUCAUUCUCCUAUAAAGCAUCUGUUGUUUUCGUACCCUUAUCAUUUACAUCAGGACCUUGAGAUCAUGACACAGUCCAGGUAAAUAAGAUUAAGGGUGUUUUGUUUUCACAGAAUGGUGCAAAAACAAAAUCUAUUGCUUAGAAAAAAUUAAAGUACUGCUCUCACCUACUCUCCCUUUCCAACUUUAUUUUACUGCAUUCCCCUAAAAAGUUCCAUUGUCAAACCUAAGUAUUUUCUUUCACUGUCCCCGGGAUAAGUCAUUCUAUUCACAUUUUGGUCAUGCCAUGCCAUUAUUUUCUCCAUGACACUUAUUACCAGGCUCCUAUUCAGCCACAUCAAUUGUUAAAAAUACUGAAAUACUUCCUUCCAUAUAAGCUGAUAAAUAGCUGCUGUCCUGAGCCAAGUACCCUUUGCUACCUGUCCCCCUUCCACAUUCCAUGGAUCUCCCCACAAUCAAACAAGCAAAGAGUUAAUACCUCAUGUCCUUCCAGGACCCCACUCCAAAACUAUGGCCAACAUCUCUUCUGAUUGGUCAGUGCCAGUGCCAUGCCAGUUUAGAUAUCAUGCCUAUUUAUCACCAUAUAUAUAUAUGAAUAACUAGAGGCAUAGACUUCUCUGUUUUGUUCAUUGCAUUAUCCCCAAUGUCUCCUUGAACAGUUUCUGACAUAUAGUGGGCUCUCAAAUAAUUAUUGAAAGAAUAAAUGAAAUGUGCUUUUGCAUAUGGUACCAAAAAAGAUCUAAGACAAGAGAACCACUUGAUCAAUCAGGAUUUGGAAACCACUGGAUGAGUCAUAAGAGCAAGGAGGCCAUACGAGUUAAGUUAGAAUGCCUUUUUGGGGACAGCCAAAUGGUCUUUCCUUCAGUUUGGAGCCUUGAUUCACAGUGUUAACCCUUAAUACUUUUGUUUUUUCCAGGCAAGGGAAAUAUAAGUGAGUAUCGGGUUUCAAGUCCCAAAUUGCCUCACUAAUGACCAGAUACUAGGCCAGGAGAUAGUUGGCUUACACUUUAAGCCUACAAGGCAAGGAGGCCUAUGGUAAGGCUGUGAGGUGAUGAUGAGGCAAUCUUGCCAAGGAGUUUGUGCAGCCUUCUGUAAUUGUGGAGAUUCAGUCACCCAGAAUAACUAAAAUGAACCAUUAAGCCUAACUGGCCAGAGCUGUUCCUGUACUUCCUGACAGCUGGGCCUCUGCACACACACAGGAGAAAGAAUGAGCACCAAUGGGUGCUUAAUAUCUACUUGUGGAGCUACCCACAGGUAAAGCUCACCUACACAAACCUGGGCACCAUUAUCAGCAUGUCUCCUUUCCUAGGUUAGGAAACAAAGCAGAAACACAUGCAUUUCACCUCACCUUAGCAAGAAUCCAAAGAAUUUAGUGUGGCAUGUUAUUAAAAAGUUCUCUGAUACUUCCUACCUUUUCUUAAUAGCCACCUGUGACUGUCCCUGAACUACUUCUGAACAUAUUUCUAGCCCGUUCUACCCCUUCUUUAUUUUACUCAUUGAUGUAUAACCUAUUUGUUCUAAAUAUGCCUUUUUGAAUGUUCUAGUCGUACCUGCUAAACAUGGCAUUUUACAUUUUGGUGAUCAUUUAGUUCCAUGAUCAUCUUCCUAAUGUCUCCUUCUUUAUGUAACCAUCCAAAGAUAAAAAUAGCUCUUAAUCAGGCCCCAUUUUCUUGGGGAACUGCUGAACAUGUGGAUGGUCACCACAAACUAUUUUUUGGAUACGUUUCUACUCUUAAUUGCACCAAAGAGUUUCAGUUUUGUCUUUCUCAGGACAGCAAAAUAUCUCAGGUAGAACAAGGUGAUGUUCUGCCCUCUUGUUCUGGCUCUCAUCAACAAGUUUCCUUUGAAUGGUCUGUUUAGUGCCAUGAUUUUUGGUUGUUGUUUUUGUUUCUUUUUUGCUCCUUUUUUGGUAAUUUUGCUGUUUAAAAUGGUCCCAAGUGUAGUGCUGAAGCGCUGUCUGGUCUUCCUAAGUGCUUUGAUGUGCUUUUACAGAGAAAAUACAUGUGUUAGAUAAGCUUUGUUUAGGCAUGAGUUUGGUACUGUUGAGUUCAAUGUUAAUGAAUCAACAAUAUUCGUUAAAUAAGAUGUCUUUAAACAGAAACACACAUAAAACAAUAUUAUGUAUUAACCAGUUGAUGAAAAUGUUGUGACCAGAGGCUCACAGGAACCUCACUCUGUAUUAACCAGUUGAUGAAAAUGUUGUGACCAGAGGCUCACAGGAACCUCACUCUGUAUUUCCCCUAGGAGCAGUGUUUCAGUAUUCACUAAUUCAGUGUUUAUGAUGACUUUAUAAAACAUUACUGCAAAUAAUGAGAAUUGAUUAUAGCUGUCAGUAACUGAACCCACACUACUGUGUCCAACUAAAGGGUAGGUUUGCUAAAAAAUACUUGUUAAGCAGCUACUAUGCACUAUACUCUAGGGAUACAGGUCUUGUACAAGAUGGUCGUAGUCCUUAGCUUUAUGUAUCUUAUAGCCUGAUGGUGAUGUUAAAUUUUUAAAAUACCUUGCAGAUAUCUGCACUAAAAUGUAAUCAGCCACCUGAAAGCUCCUCUUCACUUGGUCCUCCAUCCAAUGAGAAUCUUGAUAGGCAACAUAUUAAUAUAUCUUUUCCCACUCAUAAGAGAGGUCUAGAAAAAGCCUACUCCAGGUAUUGCAGAAAGGUUAUUUUGAAUGCUAACCAAUCACAGCUGUUUGCAUCACUCUGCUGAAAAUGACUAUCACAACAUCCUGUAUUGAGCAGAAAAAAGUUACUGAAAUCUUAUAGUAACAGCUUAUAUGCCUUGUAUUUGUCUAAUUCUGUAUGGCUUCCCUAUGUUUGAUAUUUCAAUGUUUGGAAGCAGAUGGAGUCAUUGGUCCACAUACAGCAUGGUGAUAUAGACUUUCUGCUUAAUCAAGUCUCCACUAUGAUUCUAGACUCUCUUGCUGUGCAUUUAACUGCCUUUCCUAUGAUUCUGAAAAUCAUCCUUGUCCAGAACUUCCCAUAUUGUACUCUGUAAUCCUGUAUGAACAUCUGCCCUUUGAAUUUGUUUUGGGACCACAUUCUUAUCCUCAGAAGGGGAGCCACCAACUUCCUACUUGUAUUUAUGAUGAUUCCUUCUCUGCUUACCCCUCCCCCUUCCAACACUCAAGAGGCUAAUGUAUGAUUUAUGAAAGCCUCAUUUUCUUUUAGAUCCUCUCCCUUUCAUCAUGCUGGUUUGUAUCACUCAGCUGCUUGUGUGAUCCAAGUUGGUGUGGGACCCCUCCGGGUCACUGGAGACCUUCUUGUGAACACAGCAACUAAUUUCAGUUGUCACUCUGACAAUUGCUCUAAGUUCAGGCUUCACAGUACAGAAUCUUAGCAGCUGUAUUUCUAUUACUGCAACCAUUUCUGUACCUAUUUACUACUUGGGCAAUCCUUGCAGUCAUUAGAUUUGCCAGUCUUCUCCAAAUCUGCAAAUAGAUUCUUGAGUUAUGCUACAAAAUAUUUUCUUUGAAUUGCUAGAGUAAUAAGAGGAGUUUUAUUAAUCCUCUAGAUGGGUUUUGGUGAAAGACAGCAACUUCCCACCUAGGUGGUGAACUUCAGUAGGGCAAAGUAUGCAUUGUCUGUCUCCAACACUGUCUGGUGCUGAGCAGAAUACUGGCAUUUAAUGUGUUUUGUUUUGUUUUUUUUUUUUCACUAGCUGAUGGGGCUAAGUGCCAACUUGGAUCCUCACAUUUAUUGAAAGCCCUGCUUACUUCUUGUAUGAUAUAUAAAUAUGUAAUCCUUUAUUACAUUACUUUUUUAAUGGCUUAUUCAUUGCCACUAUAUAUGCGAGUGGUAUUUAACUGUUUCACACCCAUUUUUAUGUUUUGUUUGACUUUAUACAGUAUAUAAUAUUGAAAGUUAUCAAUUUUCUUCUGAAAAGCCACGCAUUAUAAAGCCAUCUCUUACAAUUAUGCGGUGAAGGUAGGAAGAACAGAAAGCAAGAAAAUCAGUGUCUUGCUCUUGUCUAAAUAUUUAAAUAUAAGGGGAGGAGUUAAUAUGACUUCUCGUAUUGAGUGAGUUAUUUGUAAAGAAGAUUGAAAGGAUGGAUAUAUUUUCACUAAGAAUUCAUUAUUUGGUGAAUGAAAGAGUAUCUGUCCCAUUUUAGAAAGAAUGCCUUAAUAUUGUGCUGUGUUUUAGGGCUUGAAGAUUUUUUCUUCUACUACUACCACUUCUUGGUUUGCUUGUUUAUAGCACUUACCUUGAUUGAGUCUUUCAAAAAGAAUACAUGCUCUAAAAUCAGAAGACCCUAGCUUCUCAGGGUUUUUUUUUUUUUUUUAAUGUGGCCUUUAUCUCUCUUCUUUGUUCUCUUCUUAUCCCCUCAAAAUAUAGCUGCAAGUAAAUUGUAAACUAUGAAGCACUAUAUCCAACUAGCAAAGUAUCAUUGUCAUCAUCACUAUCACAUCCUUUGUAAAUCAAGACCAACCCCAUAACCCUAGAUAUUUUAAGAAAUUACCAGAAUUAUAUCUUUGGGAAAUGGUCUCUGUCAGCCCAAAUCUAAUAUAAUAAAUGCAAGCACUUUGCCCAGGCAAAUUCCUGAAAAGAACACAGUGCCACAGAAACAGUUCAGAAAGUCCUGUGAGUCUUGGUCAAUGAUUAUCUCCUGUUGCAGAAUUAACAUGGUUUGGCAACUGACCCAGAGGUGGGAGAGCGAGAAAAGAAGUGACAAAAGCAUCAAGAUUCCUCAAGUAGAUACAUCAUGAAAUGAGUUGGAGUAGACUCAGAUAUUGUAUUCAGAAUAAAAGCCAGGAGAUUUGACUAUCUCCAUACCAGAUUAUUGCUGUCUUAUUUGAAGAAUCUUAUUUUGCUAUGAAGGGUUGGAAACAAACAUUCCUGCAGAGAGCUGUUAGUCUUGACCUUUGCUGAGUGCAUAAUAUUCUGGGUGAACUAUGAACAGAAAUAUUAUACUGUACUUUCUUGUCUUAUAGUUAGGAAAGUUUUCAAAUAAAAAUUUUGCACAUGUGAUAUGACAGUUGCAAGUGAGCAUUUGAGGAGACUAGAACUUUAUUGCAUUUGAGGCUAUUCCAGGGAGAUUACGUGGUAAUCACUCUACAUAGGAUGCCUUUGUUUGGUCAAAAUUCUAGUGAGAUGUGACCUUGCAAAGAUUUUUCCAGAGUAUUUCUGGAGGAUGCCAAACUUGAGUGAAUUGUUAACAUGUCUAAAAGUAUUCCUGUGGUCACUCCUGAAUUGGAUUUUUAACUAUGUUAGCUCCAGAUGUGAAGAAAGUAUAUAAUAAUAGAAAAUGACUGUUCUCCAUCUUUUACACAGAAAAUUUUGUUAAUUAAAAUUUCCUCAGGCUAUCCCACUACAUGAUCCCCGAAGCACUUUCUCCUGAGUAAACCAAUAGGCUCUGACUCUUUCUCAACCUCUUAUGAUAAAAACUGUUUUGAUGUACUGUUGGAUUCAGUUUGCCAGUAUUUUGUUGAGGAUUUUUGCAUUGAUGUUCAUAAAGGAUAUUGGCCUGAAGUUUUCUUCUUUUGUUGUGUCUCUGCCAGGUUUUAAUAUCAGGACGAUGCUGGCCUCAUAGAAUGAGUUAGGGAGGAGUCCCUCCUCCUCAAUUUUUUGGAAUAGUUUCAGCAGGAAUGGUACCAGCUCUUCUUUGUACAUCUGGUAGAAUUCAGCUGUGAAUCUAUCUGGUUCUGGGUUUUUUAUGUUUAGUAAGCUAUUUAUUACUGACUCAGUUUCAGAGCUCAUUAUUGGUCUGUUCAAGAUUUAAUUUCUCCCUGGUUCAGUCUUGGGAAGGUGUAUGUGUCCAGGAAUUUAUCCAUUUCUUCUAGAUUUUCUAGUUUAUGUGCAUAAAGGUUGUUCAUAAUAUACUCUGAUGGCUAUUUGUAUUUCUGUGGGGUCAGUGGUAAUAUCCCCCUUGUUGUUUCUGAUUGUGUUUAUUUGAAUCUUCUCUCUUUUCUUCUUUAUUAAUCUAGCUAGUGGUCUAUAUGUUUUAUUAAUUUUUUUCAGAAAACUAGCUCCUGGAUUUGUUGAUCUUUUGAAUGGUUUUUCAUGCCUCAGUCUCCUUCAGUUCAGCUCUGAUUUUGCUUAUUUAUUGUCUUUCGCUAGCUUUGGGAUUGGUUUACUCUUGGUUCUCUAGUUCUUUUAGUUGUGAUGUUCAGUUAUUAAAUUGAGAUCGUUCUAACUUUUUUGAUGUGGGCAUUUAGUGCCAUAAAUUUCCCUCUUAACACUGCCUUAGCUGUGUUCCAGAGAUUCUGGUAUGUUAUAUCUUUGUUCUCCUUAGUUUCAUAGGAUUUCUUGGUUUCUUUCUUUUUGAAUGGAGUUUCGCCCUUGUGGCCCAGGCUGGAGUGCAAUGGUGCAAUCUCAGCUCACUGCAACCUCCAUCUCCAGGGUUCAAGCGAUUCUUUUGCCUCAGCCUCCUGAGUAGCUGGGAUUACAGGCACCCACCACCACACCCGGCUAAUUUUUGUAUUUGUAGUAGACAGGGUUUCACCAUGUUGGCCGGGCUGGUCUCAAACUCCUGAGCUGAGGUGAUCUAUCUACCUUGGCCUCCCAAAGUGUGGGAAUUACAGGCGUGAGCCACCGCACCCAGCCAGGACUUCUUGAUUUCUGCCUUAAUUUCAUUAUUUACCCAAAAGUCAUUCAGAAGCAGGUUAUUCAGUGUCCAUGUACUUGUAUGGUUUUGAGUGAAAUUGCGUUGUCUUGAUUUCUAAUUUUAUUGUGCUGUCAUCCAAGAGAUUGUAAUGAUUUCAUUUCUUUUGCAUUUGCUGAGGAGUGUUUUACUGCUGAUUAUGUGAUCAAUUUUCAAAUAUACAUCAUGCAGCAAUAAGAAGAAUGAACAUUCUGUUUCUUGGGGAUGGAGAGUUUGGUAGAUGUCUAUCAGGUCCAUUUGAUCCAGUGCUGAGUUUGGGUCCUGAAUAUCUUUGUUAAUUUUCUGUCUUGAUUAUCUGUCUAAUAUUGUCAGUGGGUGUUAGACUCUCACACAAUAAUAGUGGGAGACUUUAUGUCUCUUUGAAGGUCUCUAAGAACUUGCUUUAUGAAUCUGGAUGCUCUUGUGUCACACACAUUUAUAUUUAGGAUAGUUAGAUCUUGUUGAAUUGAACCCUUACCAUUAUCUAAUGUGCUUCCUUGUCUUUUUUUAAUCUUUGCUGGUUUAAAGACUGCAUCUGAAACUAGAAUUGCAACAUCUGCUUAUUUCUGUUUUCCAUUUGCUUGGUAGAUUUUUCUUCAUCCCUUUAUUUUGAGCCUAUAUAUGUCAUUGCAUGUGAGGUGGGACUCUUGAAGACAGCAUACCAAUGGGUCUUGGUUCUUUAUCCAGUUUGCUACUCUGUGUCUCUUAAUUGAGGCAUUUAAAUCAUUUACAUUCAAGGUUAGUAUUAAUAUGUAUGGAUUUGAUCCUGUCAUCAUGCUGUUAGCUGGUUAUUUUGCAGACUUGUUUAUAUGGUUGCUUUGUAGUGUCACUGGUCUGUGUACUUCAGUGUGUUUUUGUAGUGCCUGGUAAUGGUCUUUCCUUUCCAUAUUUAGUGCUUCUUUCAGAAGCUUUUGUAAAACAGGUCAGGUGGUAACAAAUUUCCUAAGUAUUUCCUUGUCUGAAAAGUAUCUUAUUUCUCCUUUACUUAUGAAGCUUAGUUUGGCUGGAUAUGAAAUUCUGGGUUGGAAUUUCUUUUCUAUAAGUAUGUUGAAUAUUGCCCCCCAAUCUGUUCUGGCUUGUAGGGUUUCUGCUGACAGGUCUGCUGUUAGUCUGAUGAGCAUCCCUUUGUAGGUGACCUGACCUUUCUCUCUACCUGCCUUUAAUAUUUUUUCUCUCAUUUUGACCUUGGAGAAUCUGAUAAUUAUGUGUCUUGGGGAUGAUCUUCUUGCAAAGUAACUUCUGGGAUUCUCUGCGUUUCCUGAAUUUGAAUGUUGGCCUCUCUAGCUAGGUUAGGGAAGUUCUCAUGGUCGAUAUCAUGAAAAAUGUUUUCCAAGUCAGUUCAAUUCUCCCCGUCUCUUUCAGGAACACCAGUGAGUCAAAGAUUUGGUCUCUUUAUAUAAUCUCAUAUUUCUCAGAGGUUUUGUUCAUUGAUUUUCAUUAUUUUUUCUCCAUUCUUCUCUGACUCUCUUAUUUCAGAAAGCCGCUCUUCAAGCUCUGCAGAUUCUUUCCUCACUUGGUCUAUUCUGCUAUUAAUACUUAUGAUUCCAUGAUGAAAUUCUUAUAGAGUGUUUUUAAGGCCUAUCAGGUUGGUUACGUUAUUUUCUAUACUGGCUAUUUUGUCUGUUAGUUCCUGCAUUGUUUUAUUAUGAUUUUUAGCUUCCUUAGAUUGGAUUUUAAUGUACUCCUGUAGCUCAGUGAUCUUUGUUCCUAUCCAUAUUCUGAAUUUUAUUUCUGUUAUUUCAGCCAUCUCAGCCUGGUUCAGCACCCUUGCUGAAGAGGUGAUAUCAUCAUUUGAAAGAAAGAAGGCACUCUGGUUUUUUGAGUUGUGAGGGUUCUUGCACUAAUUCUUUUUCUUAUUUCUGUGGGCUUAUCUUACUUCGGUCUUUGAGGUUGCUGACGUUUGGAUGGGUUGAUUUUAUUUGAAUGGGUAUCCUAUUUGAUGACCUUGAUUGUUAUCAAAUUGUGAUUGUGAUAUAAGGUGGAUUCAGCUGACUGGCUUCAUUUCUGGAAGAUUUUAGGGGGUCAGUGCUCAGCUCCCACCUCCUGGCCUGCGUGCUCUAACUCUGGGGAACUUGUAUUGGGGCCGUGACUUUGUUCUCUGGCUCCUUAAGGUUAAAAAUCCACUGUGCUGGAGGUGGCCAAGGUGCUCCCAGACUGCUGGUUACUACACUUCAAUGGGUGGUGUCAUCCAAAGCAUUUUAUAGUGCAGUGACAGCAGGAUCCAUCCUCAUUCACACAUGUCAGCAGCAAUGGUAGCCACAGCAGGGUGCCUGCCUCCCUGUGGUCAUUCACCACAGUGGCAGAGGUAAUGCAGCUGUUGGGUAAGAUGGCCAGGGGGGCCCCUGCUGGUGACCGUGCAUGGUCAUGUUGGAGGUGGUGUUGACUCAGAAGCAGGACACUAGUGGGCACAGGUCUAGGUGCCUUCUUUGUGCUCUGCAAGCAGGAGUGGUUGCUCAGGGUGGGGGAGGAUCUGCUGUUCUCUGCACAGUGUUAGCACAAGGGUGGGGCACUGGAAGGGGUGGGGCUGGCUGGCUCUGUGCCCACCAAGGCUCCAUGUGCAAUGGCGAUCAGUAGAAUGAGGUGAGGCAGACUGCACUCUCAUGUGCUAGCAGGGCAAUAAAAGCAAAACCCACUCAUGCAAACACACACCAGCAAAACGAUUUGGGGAAUUGCCAUGGGCCCUGGGGGGGAAGCUGCAGUAUGGGGAGGGAGCAUGUGGGCUGGUAUGUGGCAGUAGGAGCCACCCUGUUGGAGCUCUCUGCCAGUCAGGCAUGGUCUGCCACCACAAAAACCAUGAUGUGGGCCCCCAGGGCACCUGAGACUAUCCUGUAAGCAGGCUGGGGCCCCAGGAGAGGCCACCAUACCAAGGGUUGCUCAGGUCACACUGGCCCCAUCUGAAGGGCAAGAUUGCCCUGCAGAAUUCAGGACCGAUAGUUCCCCUAGGGCUAAAGUCUCUUAUAGGAACAAGUCAAGCCUAGUGGGAUAUCUGUCCCUGACUGUGCUCUACUACAGACACUCCCACACCAAACCCUCCAGGCUCCACUUCAGCUGGCUGUCUCUACCACUUCUCUAAGCAGCUCUCUCUGCCAAUUCAAGUGUCCAUGGUGGUUGAGAGGUCUCUUCCUGCCAAGGUUCCAGAGGCCCAUGGUGAGAGUGGGUUGCUCCUUGUCAGUUCAACUCAUUCAUUCCCCCAAAGCCAUUGGGAAUCAGGAACGAGUCCAAAUAUGCUGUAUCCCCAUGUAGGUUUUCCAGCUUUCUCCCCUUUCAGCCCAGCUUCUGUGUCUUCCCUUCAUUCACAGUGUCUUCCCUCUGAAGAUCUGUUAGGAGCACGCUAGUCGUCUCAGUCCCUUGGUGGGAAUGAUUCCACCUGUCUGUCUAGUUGGCCAUCUUGCCCUCCCCCUCUACUUUCCUUUAUUUUACCUCAAAAGAAAACUGAAUUUAACCCAAAGCUUCUUCAUCUCUUUGAAUUUAUACUGUUCCUUUGAGUAUCCUUUAAGUCCCAUCAUAAGCACUACCCUCCAUAAAGCUUUGUGCAGUUCUUCUAACCUCAUUGAUCUGCCUCUGCUGCUCUGCUCUGAACUUAAUCCCUAUUUUUAGGCCCUUAUCCUUAACCUUGUAGAAGAGUCACUUGUGUUCCUGUCUUGGGUCCCCCUGUUUCCACAGGCAGAAAACUGCAUGCCUUAUCCAUUCCUCCACUCCCUAUGGUGCUUAGCUUGGCAUCUUCCUAACACAGGCUAGAUGGGCUCUGUCUCUUGCCGCAUAUGCACAUUGUGAAGCAAUAUGUCAUAGAUGUCAGAUGUUAACCAUGGAAGAGACCUCAGAGAUUAACUAGUAUCAUCUCUUCAUUUUAACAUGAGAAAACUGAGAUGUGCAAAGGCCAGCCACCCAAGGUCAUUGGUGAGAUGGUGGCAGAGCUAGGUCACCUGACUCCCUGUAAAUUACCACCUUCUAAAAUGUAGAGGGAAAUAUGAUGUCAGAGGAGAGUAUUUUGUGGUCAUGAAAUAGUAUGGAUUGCCUAUAUCCUGAUGGAAAUAAUAGAGCAGAGGGGAAAAUUGAUGAUGCAGUGAUUAUAAGAGGGAAGUUAUCAAGUAGGUAAAAGGGGGUAAAAUCCAGUACACAAAUAGAGGACUUAGAAACUAGCCUGGACAAUUUACCUGUAGUGACAGGAUGGGAUACUGAGUGUGUGGGAAUAGAUGUAGGUAGACUGGUAGAUAUCAAGAGCAUGUGGAAGUUUCCUUCUGAACUUUUCUAUUUUUCUAUUGAAUAAGAAGUAUGGUUUACAGAUAAAAAUGGUUUAUGCAUAAAAAUGAGGAGGAGGCAGAAGACAUUGUAGGUUUGAAGAGAGAAGAGAUUAACAGUUUUUCUAGGAGAGUGGGAAAGAGAAUUGAUGAGGGAAUCAUAGUAUGAUUUCAGGCAGCUGUGACCAUUAAGGUUUGUGGUCAAACAAUGUUUUUCAGUGGAGAUGCUGUCAGUGUUUCAGGCAGGCAUCUUCCUUGGCAUUUAGCAUCCCUGGCCCUUGGUAGUACCCCUCAAUCAUUGUGUUGAUCAAAAUGUUCUCUGCCCCACUUCCAAACACUUCCCAGGGAACUGAACCUUUCCUGGUUGAGGACCACAGAAAGACCAAUCACAAAGUUGCAUAGUUUUCUUCAGUCACAUUCAGAUGUUGGCAGGGACUAUGCAAAAUCUGGGUUUAUGAGUGUUAGGGUUAGACAGAAAAGGACAGUGAAAAGAGAGAGAGUCAAAGGAAUUGAAAGUGUAUGUAAUGCAGUAAUUAUAACAGAUUUUAUGAACAACAAAAUACCUCUGCUGGCCUGAGGCAACUCAGGACACCACAGUGGGAAGGGAAUGCCUGGCUACCAUUGAUGAACAUUUGGACAUGUGUCCGAUUUGGGGCUAUUAUUAAUAAAGCUUAUAUGAAUAUUUUAUACAUAUCUUUGGGUGGACAUAUGCAUUUAUUUCUGUUAGGAAUAUACACAGAGAAAUAGAGUUCUCUUGGGACUUGCUUGAUCAAAGGGAAUGCGUAUCUUUAGCUUUAUUUAAAAUUGCUGUAUAUUUCCUUAAAAAUUACACAUACACAUACUAUGACUUAGCCAUUCCAUUUCUGGUAUUUACCCAAGAGAAAAUGAAGCAUAUGUCUGCACACACAAAGACUUGCAAAUUAAUAUUCAUAGCAGCUUUAUUUGUAACAGCAAAGAACCAGAAACAACCCAAAUGUUCACAAGCAGGUGAAUGGAUAAACAAAUUGAUGUGUAGCCAUACGACAGAAUAACAUUCAAUAAAAAACAAAGCAAACAAAACAACUACUGAUACACACAACAUGGGUGAAUCUCAAAAUAAUUGUUUUGGGUAAAGAAGCUAGACACAAAGAGUACAUACUAUGUGAUUUCAUGUAUAUAAAAUUCUAGACAAUACAAGCUAAUUCAUAGUGCUAGAAAGCAGAUCAGUGGUUGCCUGAGUGUAGUGAGGAUUGAUUAGAGAGAAAGGGAAGAAUUGCAAAAGGCAUGAGGAAACUUCUGGGAAUGUGGACAUGUUCAUUUUUUUUGGCAUGGUAAUGGAUUCAUGGGUAUAUACAUAUGUUAAAAAUGUAUCAAAUUGUACACAUUAAAAAUGUGCAAUUGGGUUGGGCAUGGUGGCUCACACCUGUAAUCCCAACACUUUGGGAGGCCGAGACGGGCGGAUCACGAGGUCAGAAGAUCGAGACCAUCCUGGGUAACAUGGUGAAACUCCAUCUCCACUAAAAAUACAAAAAAAAAAAAUUAGCCAGGCAUGGUCGUGGGCACCUGUAGUCCCAGCUACUCGGGAGGCUGAGGCAGGAGAAUGGCAUGAACCUGGGAGGUGGAGCUUGCAGUGAGCCGAGAUUGUGCCACUGCACUCCAGCCUGGGUGACAGAGUGAGACUCUGUCCCAAAAAAAGAAAAAAAAAAAAAAGAAUGUGCAAUUGAUUGUAUAUGAAUUAUAGUGAAAGCUAUGAAAAAUUUUUAAAAAAUGACUGAAGUUUUCCAAAGUGGUUGAACUAUUUUAAAUUCCUGUCAGCAAUGUGUGAGAAUUCUAGUUGUCUACCACAUCUUUACCAAAAAUUGAUCUUAAUUAGUGCCUUUAAUUUAACCAUUUGGUUGUAGUGUAGUGGUGUCACAUUGAGGUUUUCAUUUGUAUUUUUCUGAUGUCUAAUAAUAUAAACUUCCUUUUUCGUAUGCUUAUGAGUCAUUUGAAAACACACUCUUUUGUUAUGUGUCUAUUUCCAGUAUUUCUCCCUUUUUAUUGAAUUCCUUAAAUUUGUAGUUCUGACUAAGUCCCUUGUCAUAUAUAUUACAUAUCUUCCAAAAAUCUUCUCACAGUCUGUGGCUUGCCAUUUCACUCUAUUGUCUUUUGUUGAAUAGUUCUUAAUGAAAUCCAAUUUAUUACGCUUUUCUCUUUAGCACUUUAUAUAUCUUGUUUAAAAUGUUUUAACCUAUCUAAAAUAAUGAAGUUUUUUUUUCUAGAAGUUUCAUUGCUUUAGUUUUCAUAUGUAAGCUAUCACAAUUUUUAUUUUGGUGUGAUGUGAAGUAGAGGAUUAAUGCUUCUUUUUAUUUUAAUGGAUUCCAAUUGACCCAAUACUGUUCAGUGAGAAGACUGGCUUCUCUUGCACUCAAUUGCAAUGGCACCCUUGUCACAAAUCAAGUGACCAAAUGAAAACCAUUUCUCAUGCUUCAUUUGUAAUUUUUCUUUGCCAUGUUUAUAGGUUUUAUAUCAAGAAUGUGCUGAUCUCGUAAAAUAAGUAGAGACCAGAGGGUCUCCUUUAUAUGCUCUGAAACAUCUGUACUUUAGAAAUUAUAUAUUCUUUACAAUUUUGAAAUACUUAACCCUUAGUUCUACAUGGGGGAUAAGGUAAAAAACAAAUGAAAUACUUAACCUUAAAGCUAUUUUUAUCCAGUCAGCAUCCAAUCAAGGAAACAGGAACCACUCGAAUAUUUAAAAAAGAAGGUGAUAUGGUUAGGCUUUGUGUCCCCACCCAAAUCUCAUCUUGAAUUGUAAUCCCCAUAAUCCCCAUGUGUCAAGGGAGAGACCAGGUGGAGGUAAUUGAAUCAUGGGGACGGUUCCUCCAUGCUGUUCUCAUGACAGUGAGUGAGUUCUCAUGAGAUCUGAUGGUUUAAUAAGGGGCUCUUCCCCCUUCACUUGACACUUCUCCUUCCUGCUGCCUUGUGAAGAAGGUGCCUUGCUUCCCCUUCAUCUUCUGCCAAGUUUGUAAGUUUCCUGAGGUCUCCCCAGCCAUGCAGAACUGUGAGUCAAUUAAACCUCUUUCUUUAUAAACUACCCAGUCUUGAACAGUUUUUUAUAGCAGUAUGAAAAUGGACUAAUACAGAAGGAAUUUAAUGCAGGGAAUUAAUUAUACACGUGAUGGAAGGAGCUGAAGAGCCAACCAAAUGGAAUUUGCAAUAGCAGAUGCCCUCCCACUUCUAACCAGGAGGGAACAAAAGGAGGAGGUGAUAUCACUGCAGUUGAAAGGUUGAAGUCAUCAGGUGGAAGCUGGAACCAUGUUGGUGUGACUAGAAGAAGCUGAAACUAAGAAAAGAGGCAACCAGUGUGGGAGACUCCACCAGAGGCAGAGUAGAAUGGGACAAAAAACAAACAAACAAACAAAAACCCAAAAACCUGGCUUAUCCCCUCCCCUAGUCUCCAGCCUCUUGCUGUUACCUCCCGAUUCCUGAAUCUACCAGAAGCCAGCUGACAUAGGAGCCUCGGAAGCAUGCCCUGCAAGGGCCAGCCUCAGGAGGAUAAUGCCUAGAAGGGGAAGGUUACAGAGUGAUCUGGGGCAGAAGGCCCAGGACUAGUACCAUAUCUGACCCAGACCCUUUCUCUGGAGUUAGUAAUUGGUUUUUCUUCUAAUUCUUGAGUCAGUUUUGGUUAUCUCUAUUUUCCAAGAAAAUCGUCUAUUUUACAGAGGUUUUUAAAUUAGUGUAAAAUUAUAUUUUAUCAUAUAAAAUCUCUGUUUAUAGUUAAUUUCUUUUUCUUAUUCUAAUUUUGUAUAUGCAUAAACUUAAAUAUUUUUCUGCAUUUGUGACAAUUGCCUAGGGACAGGCAAUUUUAUUUAACAUGUUCCUCUGACCCUUGUCCAUUCUUUGAUUAAUAAAUAGGUCUAGAAGCUGAUCCAAUUCAGGAUCAGUUAUUUUGGCAUAAGUCCUUCACAGGCAGUGUGUACUUCCAUCAGGGGCCAUGUAAACAUAAAUGUUCUUUUUGAUGUUAAUAGCUAUUAUUGACUAUUGCCUAGAUACAUUAGGAGUUGCAAAUGCUGAAAAACUAAUUUUAUCAUUCUUUCUUUAUCAACUGGAACAAUUCUUUAAAGAAAAGCUAUCCCUCAUCACUAUUUGGUCACUCUUAACUGUCUCUUGACUUGCAUUUUUACCCUUUUAUUUUUACUUUUCCUUUAUACCUGACUUCCUUUACCAAAAUAGUAAUCUUUUCUCUAAAGCUACAGACCCCAGAAUUUUUGCAGAGAUGCUUAUGUAAUUUUUAAUUUAAUUUUUUUGGUAAACAAUACAGGUUUAAAAGGGCAUAGCAUAAAAAGUAAUCAUUUUCCCCCUACCUCCAGCCACUCAGUUCUCUCUCUGGAGGCAACCACUGUUACAAAUUUCUUAUGGCAGUUUCCAGAGGUAUCAAAACUAUAUAUUCAAAUGAUAAAGCAAAUGGGUUAAAAUGACAAUAAUGAGUGAAUCUGGGUAACAGUUAUAUAAGUGUUCUUUAUAUUGUUUUAUUUGUACAACUUUUGUAAGUUUUAAAGUAUUUCUAAGUAAACAGUAAUAUGCACAUUAAAUAAUAUAUGUAUAUAUAUACUUUUUGUUUAGUAACUCAAAUGAUACUAACUGUACACACCAUCCUGCCCCUUGCUUUUCUCAUUAAACAAUAUUAUCUUGAAGAUCUGCCCAUUAGAA
Pongo pygmaeus (Bornean orangutan) is the source of this 35948-nucleotide messenger RNA. It is a transcript of the gene GDAP2, whose product is annotated as ganglioside induced differentiation associated protein 2. NCBI's taxonomy places the organism in Eukaryota, Metazoa, Chordata, Mammalia, Primates, Hominidae. The transcript is spliced from 14 exons. Bases 282 to 1775 code for a protein of 497 amino acids. The record is from RefSeq and is a predicted model, not a curated record.